ACAAGCAGAUAUUUUUGACUUUUCAGACAACAGAAUUUGUACAGUAAUGUAUUGUCAUCAGGGAUUUUACAAAGACUUGGAGGAAAAAAUUUCCAACAAAGGAACCACAACAUAUAUGUUGUCAAUGAGACAUUUGGAUGCAUUUCCUCUGUAUUAUUAUACACCAAAAACAACAAUAACAUCAAGGAGCAUCUCAAGUGAGUCAACAAGUCAACCAAUUACUACAAAAAUGAUAAAAGUAAAGAAUCAACCAGUCAAACAAUUACUACAGAAAAUGAUAAUAAAAAUAAAGAAUCAACCAGUCAAACAAUUACUACAGAAAAUGAAACAAAAAACAAAGAUGAAACUACAACUGAUAUAAGCUUAACCUCUAUGACAGAGAAAACAAAGCCUGAGUCAUCACUGUAUCUGGAUUUCAAAACACUAGUAAUGAUAAUGGUUGGAAUUACAGCAGCGCUCUUAGGAUUAGGCAUUGUAGUAGUCGUAUAUGUAAUUAUACGAAGAUUCAGAAAGAGACAUAGGACAUCCAGGAAUGUUUAUGUGGAUUCUCCAAAUACUGGUAGUUUACCUCAGGGUUUUUCUGCAGACUCUUUUGGGCUUUCAACUUGGGGAUUUUCUAGAUGCUCUUCUAUUCGAUCAACCACUGUAUCUAGCACUUCAACAUAUCUUCAUCCAUACAACAUGAUUGAUGAAUCAAAGAUGAUUCCUCUACCUCGAAAUGUCUAUCAAAAUGUGGAGACAAUACCACUCCGAGUUAUACAUCCUGAAGACAGUGAUAAUUAGCUUUGGCAUGCUGAUUAAUCCAUACAAACUAGGAUACUGCUGCAAAAUAUCAAUGUAGGAUAACAACUAGGCUUUCAUAGUUAGG
This is a messenger RNA of Owenia fusiformis, 868 nucleotides long. NCBI's taxonomy places the organism in Eukaryota, Metazoa, Annelida, Polychaeta, Sabellida, Oweniidae. The record is from the annotation of a GenBank genome assembly.